Nanorana parkeri is the source of this 1125-nucleotide messenger RNA. RefSeq names its product cell division cycle-associated protein 7-like. Gene Ontology annotation, biological process: regulation of DNA-templated transcription. Gene Ontology annotation, cellular component: nucleus. The record is from RefSeq and is a predicted model, not a curated record. The transcript has 9 exons. The coding region runs from base 1 to 1125 and encodes 374 amino acids. Lineage: Eukaryota; Metazoa; Chordata; Amphibia; Anura; Dicroglossidae.
AUGCCUUUGCUCACUUGCUUUGGAAAUGCAGGGUCCAGGGUUGUAAAUCUGAUCCUUGCUUUGCUGCUAGCAUUGCAGCAGAUCCGACUGGCUCCUUGCCAAGGACACUACAGGGAUUGCAUGAUGGUCAUACCUGGCAAGAUUCAGGUCACAAUGCCAAAGUCAUCAAACUCUUCUGAGCCACCACGAGGAAACAAGUACACCCUGAGAGUAGCACUGAAGAAGGUUGAGUACUUUUCUGACAGCAGCAGUGAGGAGACUGAAGAGCACCAUGCUCACUCAUCCGCUUCAGAAUCGGAGGCAAAGGAGCCUCCGGUGGUCCCAUCUAGUGAUUCUGAGGAGGAGCCGCCACCAAAUGAAUUUAUGCAGAGAAGAGCCAAGAACAUCGAGGAUAACAAAGCCAUGCUGGCCAAACUUAUGGCGGAUUUGGAGAAAUUGCCAGGACACCUUGAGCCAGAUUCCAAUAACCAGAACCACGGGGCUCCGAAGUACACAAGACGUUCCAGAGGGUCGCUUGUAGCCGCUGAGCCAAGGAGGAACCCAGAACGUGUUGCUCGUCGUGUGACUCGCUCUAUGGGACCAGUGAUGCCCUCCUCACCAGAUAAAGACCAUGAUUAUCAGAGCCUGGAGGAUCAGCUAUUGAAAGAAAGAGAACCAAUAAGAAGGCGGCGCAGCAGUCGGCUUAGUACCCAUACUAUUCCUCAUGUGAUUCGUCCAGUAGAGGAAAUUACUGAGGAUGACUUGAAGAACGUGGCUGACAAUGUGAAGGAGAAAGUGUACAACACAGUGCAUGGUUCUACCUGCCAUCAAUGCAGACAGAAAACCAUAGACACAAAGACAAACUGUCGCAAUGCAGAGUGUCGAGGAGUCCAAGGACAGUUCUGUGGUCCAUGUUUGAGGAACAGAUAUGGAGAAGAUGUACGGAAAGCUCUUCUAGAUCCUGACUGGACCUGCCCCCCUUGCAGAGGGAUCUGUAACUGCAGUUUUUGUCGCCAGAGGGAUGGUCGUUGUGCUACUGGUAUUCUGUUUCCUUUAGCACGGUAUCGUGGCUAUAGUGAUGUCCAUUCCUACCUUAACAGUUUGCAGAAAACAAACAAUGAGCAAAGUGAUGAAGACUCUCCUUAG